Molecule: messenger RNA, 1218 nt
Organism: Effrenium voratum
Lineage: Eukaryota; Dinophyceae; Suessiales; Symbiodiniaceae
Source: the annotation of a GenBank genome assembly
AUGAAAUUUCCAUUUUGCCGGAGUCCUGUCGUGUCUGAUGCCUUUCUGUCUCAUAUCGCCGAAACCUUGAAGGAAAUCGAGGCUGAAGGGCUCUACAAGAAAGAACGCCUGAUCUCCUCACCGCAAGGGGGGGUGAUUACCGUUGGCGGGCGUGAGGUCAUCAACCUGUGCGCCAACAACUAUCUUGGGCUGGCGGACCAUCCGGCGCUUGAAGAAGCGGCGCGCAAGGCGCUGGAACCCAAGGGUUACGGUAUGGCGUCAGUGCGCUUCAUCUGUGGCACCCAGGACAUUCACCGUCAGCUGGAACAGCGUCUGGCACAGUUUCUGGGCAAGGAAGACUCCAUUCUUUUCGCUGCUUGUUUCGAUGCCAAUGGAGGCUUGUUCGAACCGCUUCUGGGGCCGGAAGACGCGAUCAUAUCGGACGCGCUAAAUCAUGCCUCGAUCAUUGACGGCAUCCGCUUGUGCAAGGCCAGACGCUUCCGAUAUCAAAAUUCCGAUAUGACGGAUCUGGAAGCGAAACUGAAAGAGGCGCGCGAGGGCGGGGCCCGUCACAUCAUGAUUGCCACUGACGGCGUUUUUUCCAUGGACGGAUACCUGGCGAAAUUGCCGGAAGUAACGGCGCUUGCUCAGAAGUACGACGCCCUGGUCAUGGUUGACGACUGCCAUGCGACCGGCUUCAUGGGACCAAAGGGUGAGGGGACACCGGCACAUUUUGGUGUUGAUGUCGAUAUUCUGACCGGCACGCUCGGCAAGGCGCUUGGCGGUGGUAUCGGAGGCUACAUUGCCGGCCCUCAGCCUGUUGUCGAUCUUCUUCGCCAGCGUGCGCGCCCCUACCUCUUUUCCAAUUCACUUCCGCCGGCCGUCGUCAUGAGCGGGCUGGAAGCAAUUCGUCUGGUCGAAGAGGGUGACGAUCUUCGCCGCAACCUUUUCGAAAAUGCGAACUACUGGCGCAAAGGGUUGGAAACUCUCGGUUUUGACCUUCUCCCCGGCGAGCAUCCGAUCAUUCCGGUCAUGCUUGGCGAAGCGAAGCUGGCACAGGCAAUGGCAGCGGCCUUGUUCGAAGAAGGGGUCUAUGUUUCCGGUUUCUUCUUUCCGGUGGUUCCCCGUGGGCGGGCGCGAAUUCGAACCCAGAUGAACGCUGCUCUGACAAGAAACGAUCUGGAUCGCGCUCUGGAGGCGUUCGCAAAGGCGGGCAAGGCGACCGGGGUCCUGUCGUGA